AUGCUUAUUAUGGAUUCUGAGGAAGCUGGUUCAAAGAAGGAAAGAAAUGAGGAAUAUUCCAUAAACCGUCUCCCGAGAGAGCUCAUCGAGCGGAUAUUUUUUUGGCUUCCGGUGAGCACUUUAUUGGUGUGUAUUGGUGUUUGUACGUGCUGGAAAAACUUGAUCCGGGAUCCCAAUUUUGUCACAUCACACCUGAAGCAUGCAUCCCAUUAUUCCCUCAUAUUCUUCCAACAAGAUUAUGUUGCAGGAAAACAUUACCCGAGUGAUGCUAUUCUAAUUGAUAAAGCUUGGUCACAAUCAACAUAUGCAGUGCCAACCAUUGACCCUGAUGAUUUACUCUGUGGUUCAUGUAAUGGGAUUAUUUGCUUAUACACCAAGACAUCGACAAUCAAGAUAGCUAACCUUGCAACCGGCGAAUGUUUGCAUCUUGAGAAACCUAUAAAGAAUUUCAGUGGCGACCAAUUCUUGUUCUAUAGUUUUGGGUUUCACCCAUUGACAAGAGAAUACAAAAUUACACACUUGGGUGACUAUGUUGAGGGCCGCCCCAAGAAUGGAGACAAAUUCACCAUCAUUCAAGUUUACAGGCUUGGUGAUGAGAAAUGGAAAGACAUCAGAACCCCAGAAGCCUUAAGCUUGAGUUGCGUCAAAAACUCUGGACUAAUCAAUGUUGGUGGAACAAUGUACUGGUUAACUAAUGAUAUGGCAACUAACUGGAAGCAUGUUGUUAUGUGCUUUGAUCUCGGUGAAGAAGCUUUUGCACGGAUAGAACUGCCAACAUCAGUACUUGAAAAUAGUGUUUAUGGUGGUCCCCGUAGGUACUGGAUCAGAGAGAUAGAGGGGAAAAUAUGUAUAGCAACUGCUCAAACCUGGCACAAAGUUAUUUAUGGUAAGCUGCAGAUCUGGACACUAGACAACAAGGUCGAGCAAAGUUGGAGCCAGAAGUACAAUAUUCUUACAGCAGGUUACAUCGCGGGUCCAAAUUUAUCUUAUGGGGAUAAGUUAUUGAUGCAAAGAAAUGAUAGUAGGCUAUUUUCUCAUGAUUUGCAUGGGAAUGAAGGGAAUAUCAAGCCUAUGAUAUUAAACAUGAUGAGGUUUUCAGGCUUUAGCCUAGUUUUAGAUUUUAGCCCUCGCAAGCCAGACAAUAUGCAAUCCUACAUAUAUGUGGAGUCACUUGUACGCUUAGAUGUGUACAAAAAAGGCGGCAUUGUGCGUAAGCCAAAAAAGAGGGAAGUUUGGAAAUUUAAGAAGUGGAAGCCUUGCGAGGACGAGCUCUCUCAGCUAGAAGAGAUGUGGAGCCACAUUCAUCAAAAAGAGCAUGACAUAACUGUCUUUUCACAACGAUCUGGCAUACAACUCAAACAUCGUCUGCAAGGUAUAUCAAAUGACGUGAUUCGACAACAAAUAGGCCUGCAAAUUGAUCAAAUCGUUCCAGUCUUUCCAAAUAAGUAUCCAAGAUCCUCCCAACGACUUAAUUUGGUGGGGGAAAAGCGGGACAGAGAAAAGUUACUUGCUCGUAUGAGGAAGUAUGGAGAUAUUUGCAAGGCUAUGAAUAAGGAAAUUGGGUGGAUCGCUCGUAUGACGGAGAUUGCUACACAAUAUAAGGUGGGUCCUUCGAGUUCAAAUGAUGCUAUUUCAUCCCAGAAUCACAGUGACGACAAGGAUACAGUUGAGUCUUGA
Messenger RNA from Triticum turgidum subsp. durum (durum wheat), 1677 nucleotides. NCBI's taxonomy places the organism in Eukaryota, Viridiplantae, Streptophyta, Magnoliopsida, Poales, Poaceae. The record is from the annotation of a GenBank genome assembly.